Acanthisitta chloris (rifleman) is the source of this 938-nucleotide messenger RNA. RefSeq names its product chromosome unknown open reading frame, human C3orf38. Lineage: Eukaryota; Metazoa; Chordata; Aves; Passeriformes; Acanthisittidae. The annotation marks the transcript as partial. The transcript is spliced from 4 exons. The record is from RefSeq and is a predicted model, not a curated record.
ACCCACACCCCUCCAUGGAGCUCCGUGCACUGCUGUGCCCUGUUAGUGGUAUAAAACGUAUUGAAGGCUCUCUUGCCGUCGGUGUUAGUGGCAUUGCCUUUCAGGAUUUGAAAGGAUUUGCAGAAGCCAUUCAUGCCAUUUUGGUUUACAGCCAAAAUGUAGAAGAACUUUUGAGACGCAGAAAAGUUUAUCGAGAAAUAAUUUUUAAGUAUUUGGCAGCACAAGGGAUUCCAGUGCCUCCUUCCUCUGAGAAACAUCUCCUCAUUGACCGUGUAAGGCAGUACUGGAGUGGGCAGCCCACAGCAAGUGCCUCAGAGUCAGGCCAGGGAAAACCACACACAGAGGAUAUGCAUAUUCAACAGAGUCGUGGAGAGGGACAAAAGUCAUUGCAAGAUAACAUUCAUGAUCUAGGAGGAGAAUUCUGUCAGUGGUACUUUGAACUCUUGAAUUCUCAACAUCCUUUGGGAGUGAAAUCUGAAGAAAAAUGGGGACCACAGCAUUUUUGGGAGGAUGCCAAAAUGAAGUUCUGUUACAACACAUUAGAAAGAAACAUGGAACAAUACGUUGGCGCAGAUAUGGUGAGCCUUCGUCUGCUCUCACUGGUUAAAGAAGAGUAUCUUCUAUUCAACCCUAAUUUGCAUCCCAGUGGACUGAAAUGUGCCAUGUCUCCACAUGGUUUGGUGCUGGUAGCAGUGGCUGGUACAGUACAUAGAGAUAACACUUGUUUGGGCAUUUUUGAACAAAUUUUUGGACUCAUUCGCUGUCCCAUUAGGAAUAAUACCUGGAAAAUAAAAGCUGUGAAUCUUAAAAUAGUUGGACAGAAUGCUCUGGAGCCUGGGAUGGAUAUUGAAAAACCCUCCAUAAAAUAUGAGUCAAACCAACUGCAAGAGUUCUAUGAUGGGAGAGAACUGACUGUGUUUGAACCUCAGAGAUUCUGA